AUGGAACAAGUUUGUUUGUUAUUCUGUACACUAGUGAUAUUUGGGUACACAGUUUCUACGAAUGAAGGUGGUCUGCUAGAUCCAUUCAAAAACAUUUUUGCUCAGAAUUCACGCGCUCAAAGCAGACCAGAUCCACUGCUUGAACAGCUGAUAGCACCUUACCAAGAUAAUAAUCAACCUAUUGAUAAUAUUGACUUCGAUCCCAACAAUCCUGGACAACCAAACAAUGCUGGGUAUCCAACUUAUCCAAAAGGAUUUGAUGAGAUUUUUCAAGCUCAUCCCAGUGCAGCUCACCCAGUACCAUUUAAAUCGAAAGAAACAAUAAAUGGCCCAAUUAGGAAAAAGGCUAAGGAAAAACCAAAAGCUCCAGAGAAACCAAAAGAAAAAAAACCUGCUCUAGAGAAAGCAAAGCCUUGCCCAGACCCGGAACCGCCAAAGCCUUGUCCUUGUGGAAAAGUGAAAAGUCCAGAUCCAUGUAAGUGUCCAGAAGGUGAGCCUAAAUGUCCUGAACCAGCACCUAAAAGUCCAGAACCACCGCCUAAAUGUACAGAUCCAGUACCGAAAUGCCCAGAACUAGGGCCUAAAUACCAAGAACUGGCGCCUAAACCGGAACCGGAGUGUAAGUGUCCAGAACCUCCUAAACCCCCAGAACCUGCUCCUAAAUGUCCAGAACCGGCUCCAAAAGAAUGUUCCGACUGUCCGAAGAAACCUAGCAGUCAAAUUAAUUUCGUAUCACCAUACAACGAUUUAAACAAUAAUCGAAGAAUACCUUCUGACCGCGCCAAUAAUGCAAGAUUCCCUCAGGCCCAUCUAUAUCCUGAAAAGUCAAGUCAGACAAAAUUUAAUUACGAUAAACAAAAUCAAUACAGAUUUCCUUCAAUAAAACCACAUCAAGCAAGAAUACCUCCUCUGAAACCAUAUCAAACAAGGCUGUCUGCUGCUGGUCAAUUUCAUCCAAAGCAGCUUAUGGACAUGCGUCCAUAUAGUUCAAAACAAGCUCCUGAGAGUCCAUACGGCUUAAAAUCAUCUGCAGAAAAUCAAUUUAGUUUAAAACAAGCUUCUGAUAGGUUGUACAAUUCAAAACUACAACAAUUACAAGAACAAUUAAAGUCUAAAUCAUCCUCUGAUGGGUCGAAUAAACUUAAAUCACCUUCAGAAAAACAACAUUAUGAAGUAACGUCUAAAUUAACUCAAAACAACCCAAACCAACUUUCCAACAAUCCGAAAAAAACAAAACCACCAGUUGAAAAUCAAUAUAAUACAAAAAAAAUUGCUGAAGAUCCGUUUAAGUCUAAACUACCGACAGAUAACCAAUAUCAAAGAAAAUUUUCUGACGAUUCUGUUAGGUCAAAGUCACCAGUAGAAAAUCAAUACAACACUAAACAGCUUUCUGAUGAUCCCUAUAAAAUAAAGCUACCGUCAGAAAAUCAAUAUAACUCGAAACAACUCUCUGAAGAUCCUUAUAAUUCAAAAUUACCCAUAGAAAAUCAAAACAACUUAAAACAGCCUUCUGAUCCUUUACCAACAGAAAAUCAAUGUAACUCGAAACAACUUUCUGAAGGUAAUUCAAAAAUACCCUCGGAAGAACAAUUUACUGCAAAACGACCUGAAGAAGAACAACCUCCUUCCGAUCAAAAAGUAUCUUCUGAAGAUCAAUAUAACUCGAAGAAGACUGUAGAAGAUUCGUAUGAACCAAAAUUACUUCCAAAAAAUCAAUUUGAUUCCAAAGUCCCUUCCAAUAGUCCUUUACGACUAAAACAACUACCAGUAAAUGGACAAUAUCAGUCGAUUCCCGCCGCGCCGUUGAAUUUAGCACUGCCUUAUAGUCAACCAAGUAACUCACCUUCGGAUGAUAGCUAUUCAAAACUACCUGCUGAUAUUCCGAACAACCUUGAUUUACCUUCUGACGAUUUAAGUAAUUCAAAAUUGCCUCCAGAUAAUUCUAAUCAUUAUGAGAACCCUUCCGACGACAUUUCAAGAAUUUCUUCCAAUAGACUAAGUAAGUUUAGAAUACCCGCAGAAAAUCCAAAUAUUGUAAAAUUUCCUAUAGAGGGAAUAGAGUCUUCAAGGUAUUCUGUGGUAGAUCCUAAUAAUCCUUUCAGUUUGGAUAUCGACGAUAAUUUCGAUAAUAACAGGUGGUGGCCCGAAGAAGCCACAAAGGUCCAAGAAAGCAUUACUACAUUGAAACCAGCACCAAACAAACAUGACAAGAAAAUUGAUUAUGACGAAAUUGUAGCGCAGAAGUUCCCUCAAGCAGUGAAGUUGUUAGAAGAAUUACGAAAACUAAACAAAUUGAAGGAACAAAGAAAGGAAAAUAAUUACGACGAUGUGUAUUAUGAAUAUACUGAGUUACCUCAGAUAUUAUCAAGUACGGUUUUUCCAACCGCUAAAUCUUACAACAACGAUGAGAUUAAUGAACUUCUGAAGCCUGAAGCUCUUGAUAUGAGGUUUACAACUGAACAAAAUGUUGUGACCGAUAAGUUAAUAAUGAGGAAACUCACAAAAAGAAGGUUUUAUUACGAAGCUAAACCUGUGACACCCGAAACUGAGAAGGCCAGCGUUAACGAAACUGUUUACUAUAUUGACUUAUAA
Helicoverpa zea (corn earworm) is the source of this 2592-nucleotide messenger RNA. Its product is annotated as proteoglycan 4-like. The record is from RefSeq and is a predicted model, not a curated record. The coding region runs from base 1 to 2592 and encodes 863 amino acids. Lineage: Eukaryota; Metazoa; Arthropoda; Insecta; Lepidoptera; Noctuidae. The transcript is spliced from 2 exons.